AUGAAUGAAACAAAAAUUAAUGAAUAUUUAUAAAAAAAUAGAAAGGAGAAAGAAUGGUUGAAUAGAAAAUAAUUAAAAUAUUUAAGAGACACUGCAGUUACGAGCGAUGAUUCAGGAGAUGAGUUGGAGAAGAAAAAGGAAUUCAAAAUUUUGUUAAAAUAAAAAAGAAAAUUUUAAUGGGAAUAAAGAAGUUUAAAUUUUAUGAGUUCAAAGCAUACUAGAUUAUAUUAGAAAACAUGUGCGAUCAAAUUUCAGCACUAUCUAAUUUUAUUCAAUUCUUAGUUAAGAAAGUUAAAAAAGCAUUUAGCACCUUAACCUCCUUAUACAAUGACUCCUGAUGGAUCGAUAAAAUUAAUUUGGGAUUUAAUUUGCCUAGGAUUCGUUAUUUACGAAAUGAUUAGUAUUCCCUUUUAAAUUAGUUUCGAAAUAGAAAUCAGUAAUGAAAUUUCAAAUUUAUCAUUGGGAGUGUUUGCUUUUGAUAUACUAUUGAAUUUUAAUACUGGAGUUUACAUAGAUGGUUCUCUUUAAAUGAAUAGAAGAUAAAUAUUUAAAAAUUAUUUAUCAUUUUGGUUCUGGAUUGAUUUGGUCUCAACAUUCCCUUAUGAAAUUAUUAUUGAUGAGUCAUAAUAACUUAUUUAGAGUGCUAAAUUAUUAAGACUAUUUAAAUUUUUGAAAUUCGUUAGAGUUUUAAAAUUACUAAGAUUAGCAAAACUCAAAAAAAUAAUUGAUAAAAUUGAUGAAUAUAUAUAAACAUCUCGAAUUGUUGGGGUGAUCAUAACUUUUAUAAAAUUGUUUGUAUUUGUACUAUUUUUUGCUCAUGUUCUAGGAUGCAUAUUUCAUUAUACUGCUCUUUAAGAAGAACAUUCUUGGUUGGGAGAUUAAGAAGAAAGCGAUUGGUAGACUAGAUAUAUUUUUUCUCUUUAUUGGGGUGUUGCAACAAUGACUACAGUCGGAUAUGGAGAUAUAAGUCCAUUAACUGCUCCUGAAAGAUUGUUAGGCAUCUUUUUAUUAUUAGUGGCUUGUGGAGGAUUUGCAUUUACUAUGAAUUCAAUUGGAUUUGCAUUAUCUUCUCUCGAAGAAAAAUCAAAUGUUAGAAAAUAAAAGGUGAGUCUCUUGAAUAAAUACAUGAAAAAAGCGUAAAUUCCAGAUCUUCUUUAAAAUAAGGUUAGGAAAUACUUAGAGUUUGUUUGGGAUAGUCACUAAAUUCUAUUAAAAGAUAUAACAAAAUUGUUAUCCGAUGAGUUAGCAAGUGACAUUUAAGAAUUAGUAAAUGGAAAACUAUUUGGACAUGCAGAUAUCCUAUGGAGUUUGCAUACAAAGAGAUUUCUCAUAUAAGGUAUUGUUCCAAUUUUGGAGGAUAAGUUAUUCUUUCCAGAUGAAAUAAUAUUUCUUGAAGCUCCUGCAAUCAGUUAUGACUUAUAUUUAAUAUAAAAAGGAGAGGUGGAUAUAUAUUUCAUGAAAACAAACAUCGUAAUUGAUAAUAAGAUAAAGAAUGAUUAUUUUGGAGAAAUCAGCUUUUUUUCUAAUCAAAUGAGAUCAGCCAGUGCAAUAAGUAGAAACUUUUCUCAUAUUUUUGUACUAAAUUAAUAGAAAUUCUUAGAAAUUGCCAAAAUUUACCCAAGAGAUCUGCAAUAGUAUUUUAAAGUAAGGGAUGCAAUAAUCUUUGAAUCAGAUUAUAGUUAUUUACAAAUUAGAUGCUAUGUCUGCUAAAUGGAUGAUCAUUUGGCUAAAGAAUGUCCAGUAUUACAUUUUUAAGUUAAUGCCUCUCAUUUUCUUUCUUUUUUGCAUCAAUAUCGUAAGAUUGAAUAAACUGUGUAUAUUAGAAAAGAUAGACAGGAUUUUAAUGCAAGAUCUUCAGCAUAUUAAAUAUAAUAAACUUAGAAGCGUUUUCUUUAAAUUAAUAAUAAAAGAAUAUCAUUUCUCAAUUCUAAAGGAAUAGUUGAUACAAUCUUUACAAAUUACUAUAAUAUUGAAGAGGAUAACAAUUCUGUUGAUGACGAUACUCCUUCAAGAAUAAUAACAUCUUUACAAGUCUCUAUUUUUAAUAAUAAAAAUAAAAAAAAGUUUGAUUAAUUGAAAUUUGAUUAUGAAGAGGCUUCAAAUUAUUCUAAAAGUAAAGUUGGUUUAUUAACUUAAAGAAUUAUGAUAGAAGAAUAAUACAUUGAUUAAAUAGCUUCUGAUCGCUUUAAUGAUUUUUUGGAUUAAAUUAAUACAUUGAAAUACAAAAAAUAAAAAUACUCACAUAUUCAUUUUUCAGAAAUAUCAAAUUUUGAUAAAGUUUCAAGCUAUUAGAAUUUUUGUUAAAGAGAUAAUGUUGAGUUUGUUUUAGAAAGAUAUCAUAAAAUAUAAAAAAAAGGAUCCAUAUCAUAGAUUCCACCAAAAUAUAGUUCAUUUGGCGUUGAAGAAUUUUAAUCAUAUUUAUAAUAUUAUUGUUUUCAUUUGAAAUAAGAGGACCUAAAAAGGUACUUUACUAAAUCUCAAUUACAAAAGAAGGAUACUAUGUUUGAAUUUGAAAAUACAAGAGUCUUCCAAUUAACAAGAAUAGAAAAGAAAAGAAAUAAAUUCAUUACUAAAAAUUCAAAAUUUAGAAGUGUUGUAACAAAAAUUCUAAGUAUAAAUUCAUUAAAAAGCAACUCUCGUAUUAGUUUUUGA
This is a messenger RNA of Paramecium tetraurelia, 2652 nucleotides long. RefSeq lists its product as uncharacterized. NCBI's taxonomy places the organism in Eukaryota, Ciliophora, Oligohymenophorea, Peniculida, Parameciidae. Gene Ontology annotation, molecular function: voltage-gated potassium channel activity. The transcript is spliced from 3 exons. Gene Ontology annotation, biological process: transmembrane transport; potassium ion transport. Gene Ontology annotation, cellular component: membrane. The record is from RefSeq and is a predicted model, not a curated record.